UGACCGGUAAUAGUGAGCUGUAUGUGUGUUGUCAGUGAGGGCGUGUGUAGGGGAUCCAUACGCACACACAAUACUAUGGGUAUAGUAUGAGCGACUGUGUGUGUGUGAGAGAGAGAGAGCGUGUGUGUGUGCAGAUAACGGCAUGGCCCCGGUCUGUGUCUUUGUAGCCGGUAAGGGGAAGGCGUGGUGAGCGUCUGAUCACAGAACCAACUGAUGAGGGAAUGAAGCAGAUGUGCGGCGAUACAUCCGACAGCGAGCGUGUGAACUGAACGGAAACGCCCUUACAGACAGAGAUGACCGAGGGACGACUCUGCCAGGUGCAGCUCCUGGACGACAGGAAGCUGGAGCUGUUGGUUCAGCCAAAGCUGUUGUCUCGUGAACUCCUGGAUUUGGUCUCAUCGCAUUUUAACCUGAAAGAGAAGGAAUACUUUGGAUUCACCUAUGUGGAUGACACCGGCCAGUGCAAAUGGCUGCAGCUGGACCGCAGAGUGCUGGAACACGACUUCUCCAAGAAAUCUGGGCCUAUUGCGCUUCAGUUCCUGGUGAGGUUUUACAUAGAGAGUAUUUCGCUUCUAAAGGAGCACACAACUGUGGAGUUAUUCUUUCUGAAUGCCAAGUCCGCCAUCUAUAAUGGUGACAUUGAGGUGGAGAGUGAGCUGGUUUUUAAAUUAGCUGCUCAUGCAUUGCAGGAAUCUAAAGGAGACUAUACAAGUGAUGAAAACACCAUAGCAGAUCUGAAGAAGCUUCCAGCAUUGCCCACUAAAGUCCUGAAGGAGCAUCCGUCUCUAGCAUACUGCGAGGAGCGUGUGAUUGAGCACUACAAGCUGUUGAAAGGACUCUCCAGAGGACAGGCCAUUGUGCAGUAUUUGACCCUGGUGGAGUCACUGCCCACAUACGGAGUGCAUUAUUAUGAAGUGAAGGAUAAACAAGGUAUUCCAUGGUGGCUGGGCAUCAGCUAUAAAGGCAUUGGACAGUAUGAUCACCAAGAUAAAGUAAAACCUCGAAAGCUCUUCCAGUGGAAGCAGUUGGAGAACUUGUACUUCAGAGAGAAGAAGUUUGCUGUGGAGGUGAAUGAUCCUCACAGGCGAACGGUGACUAAACGCACGUUUGGCCAGACGGGCCUGGUGAUCCACACUUGGUAUGCCAGUCACUCAUUGAUCAAAACCAUCUGGGUCAUGGCCAUCAGCCAACACCAGUUCUACCUGAACAGAAAACAGUGCAAAGCAAAAAUCACCACAGCCAGAAGUUUAGGAGACAUCGCAGCUGACCUGACAGAGAACGGCGCAUCAAAGAUGAAUAAACUGAGUGCAGGAGUGAAAAAUCAGCUCAUCAUGGCCAGUAAUGGGAGUCUGGUUUCAACAGGUUCGGCUGACUCUGAAAUGAACGACGACCAGAAAAAAGAAAAACUUGCCGAGUUGAGAAAGAAAGAGAGAGAGAUCCAGGAUGUACUCAGCCAAAAACUAACAGAGCUGAAGGAAAUAUGCCUGCGAGAGGCUGAACUCACUGGCAAGCUCCCAAAAGAGUAUCCUCUCAUCAAAGGCGAAACCCCUCCUCAUGUUCGGAGGAGAGUCGGGACGGCCUUCAAAUUGGAUGACCUUUUCCCAUAUAAUGAGGAUCCAUACCUUAGAAAUUUGGAGAGCCGCUUUGCGUUGCAGCAGAAAAUCGUGGAGGCAGCCAAGAAGCUAGCUGCUGAGACUGACAUCUCUAAAUUAGUGAGGAAAAAAAGGAGGAGGAAUUGUCUGGAUGCCAUGCAAAAGCUGCAGGAGAUUGAGGAUGAAAUGAACCAAUACAGACUGAAGAAAGGACAGAAACCCACACAGAGAGCUUCUGUGAUCAUAGCCGAUGAACUGGCUCAGUCCGAGUGCAGCUCCCUUUGUGAUAGUCUUCCUCUAGAUGACGAAGAUGAUAACCAGAGGCCACGUUCCCGCUCCGUCCAGUGUUCCCCAUGUCUCAGUCCUCCUCUGUCAGUAUCCGGCCUGGAAUAUGACACUGAGAGACGAUCCUCAUCCAGCGAAACACACCACGAUAGAGCUCUUAACAGAUUAGAUCAUGAGGUCCAAGGGUCGGGACAUUAUUACACCCCCCGAGAGGUGUUCUCUGCCCAAAGCAGUCCGUGUAAAACUUUACCUAGAAUGCCGAAGGACCCUCGCAGCUUACCGCAAACCCCCGUCAUGCCCCGUAAUGCCUACAGCAGCAGCCAACUCAGGUCGGAAGGUCACAUCCGUGCUUUUCGGCACCGCAGUGGCAGUUUGGAGUCUCAGUCGCAACUUCAUUCUCACUGCGCAAACAAGUCGGCCUUCCCGCUGUCUCCCUCCCGUCGUAGCAAUAGCACUGAGGUGUUGGACGACUGCUCGUCCUAUAACAGCAUGUCCAGCAUGGACUACUGCCUCCCCUGCUCGGCCACUCCUCCCUACUCGCAAUCCCACGACUACCGACUCCAUCGCAAAGUGGAGAUCUACGGCAAUACAGGAAGCAUGCCCAACUUGGUCCCUCAAAACUCCAGCUGUUAUGGCUACCAGCAGAAUCACUACGGCCCGACCGCAUACUACGUGACUGGCUAUCCCGGCUACGAAUAUGAGCCGUGUUCUAACGGAGCUUACGUUUAUGAGAGUGAACUUGAGGGUCACUAUAACAUCAACCCCACUUACCCAGCACAUGGUUACCAGGGUCGUAGUCGGAACAGACAUUAUGGAAUAGAGGGGUCGGAUAAUUUGUCACAGAAUCCAUAUGCCACUGUGAGGCCCCCUAGGGGAAGACAGGGACCACUGAAUGAGGUGUUGACAAAGAACAUGUACAAGGCUUUGGUGGCAGAGCAUUUGAAGGGCUGGUACAAUCGCAGUGCUGGGCACAAGGACCCAGGUACAUAUCAGCUAGUGUAUACUUACAAAUAUGACCGAGGUUCUCAGCACAGCCUGGGGUACCAGACGCUGCCUGCACCCUUCAGCCACUCAAGCCGAACCAACUCGUUCUCCUCAGUGUCGUCUACUGCCAGUGGAGGGGGAAACUGGCAGAACCAUUUAGCCAUGGGUCUGACUGAUGGUGAACUGCCAGACGGUCCCUUGAGCGCUGGGGCCUACAGUCCUUCAUACAGUCGCAGUCCUACACACAGCAGCAGGUUCCCGUCAGAAAGUGCCGCCUCUCACACAUCAGACCCGGGAGAGGUGUUCGGUGCCAUGGCCAGCUGUUCUGACGCAGACCAUUAAAGAGCACACGAGGACAGGUCAUCUUUCACUGAUAUGAUUUUAUGUUGCACACGUCAGAGACUGACACUGACAGUACUGAUUUAAAGCUCUUGUUAUGCUCUCUUUAAACUUUGAGCUUUAUAGACCAGUGAGACAACGAAAGAGAUUUAUGAUUUUUACAAGAUGACUUCAAAGUCUAGGAUGGGAAUGAAAUGUUUUUUUGGAAUUCACUUACUGGAAUAGCCGAUUCCGCACGCCAGUCCCGUCACAGAGCACACGCUGAUACCGCAGCAACACGACUGCUGUAUUCACCAACUUCUGGAGGACCAAAAGACAAACCGGCACAACAGAAAGUAGAAAGGAAACAGAAGCACCUUACGGACAGAUGUGGGCAACAUGGACCUAAUUUUCUCUUGUGCCUCAGAAUGGGAUGGGUUUCAGAGAACCGCUAUGGACGUCUAGCUGAACAAAAUGCCCAGAACUGUCUAUUUACGCUCAGUACUGUGGGGAGAAAAACAAACCAACCAAAUGAGAUGUGCACACUUAUAGUGAAUGUCAUUUCAUAGAGGAGUUUCUGAGAGAGUGAAGAAACUAGCCAUAUCACGUGAUAUUUUGGACCUUUUUUACGUUGUCUUAUGCAGAACAGUAAAAGAUUUGAACUUCAUCUGAAAACACUGCAAGAACAAAGUAAUGUAAAUAUUAUGACUGAGUGGCUGUUGUUUUGCAUUUUAUUUUUAAUUUAUUAAGCUGUCCGUGCUUGUAGAAGUUUGAUUGUGUACCAUUACAUGACAAGUGAGUGGUUUGCUUGCUUGAUACUGUACAUAUUUUGUCCUGCACAAAUUCUGUUAGAACAGCACUUGAUUGAAGCUUGGCAAGACCCUGGAAAAUCCAGGCUUUAAGAAAAAACAAACAAACAACAAAAAAAAAAAAGUCAGCCUGACAAUUUGAGCUUAAAGAAUACUGUAAGAAUGUUGUCAAUGUUCUUAAAGAAAUGUUCCGGUUCAACACAGGUUGAGCUGUAGGACGGCAUCUGAAGAAUGUUGUCGGUUAAUACAUCAUUUGCUCAUUCUUCAGUUUGUGUCAAUCCUCUGCGUGUCCGAACACACUUGUGUACACAACUGCACUUACAAUGGAAGUCUAGGAUGUUACAACUUGUACUUUUGUGCCCCUAUUAUGCCAUUUUUAAGGUUCCUAAUAUUUCAUUGUGAAUCUAAGGUUUACAUGCGUGCAAUGUCAAAAGAACUAUUUAGUUUUCACAAAAUACACAUUUAUUCACCUCAUUUUCCAGCGAUUCUCAAACAAUUUUUUCUAAGCAGUUCAAAGAUUCAUUUCUCUAAGCUCCUCCUUUCUGUGAGCCUACUCUGCUCUGAUUGGUCAGAUGGUCCAGUCUGUUGUAUUUGGUCUACUGCAUACAGCUAGUGUCAAAAAACGAUACGCCCAUUGUCAUAGUUCAGUAUUUUGAAUGUUCAAUAAUCAAAACAUCUAUUAUUUAUAAAGAACCUGUCCCGCUUUGUGUUGUACCGCACAGCAUUUUCACCCCUUGUCCCGCACGUCGCAUAUUGAGAAAAUGUCCCGCAUUUUCAUCAGUAUGUUGGUUUUUCUCGUUUGCAUGCUCAGAAACACAUAUGACAACGGAUGUAAUCAGUAUUUACAUAGCAUAACAGUAGAAAAUGUAUCAGCCACAUACUACACGCUGCAUAAAAGGCAAUAUUCAGAAUGGCAUAAUAGAGGCACUUUAAAGCACAUAUUAAUUCUCCAAAAUAUGCUUGAGCUGUAAAGUUGUAAAAUAAAACAAAUAUUAGAUGACAAAUAAAUAAAAAUGUGAAAUGUUUGUCUAAAUAUGUUGAAACAUCUAAAAUAAGUCCAAGUUAAAGCAAUAAAAUUAGAAAAAAAGACAGAAAACUGAAAUAAAUGAAACCUAAAUAGUAAUAUUAAUUCUUACAAAAAUAUGAGCUUUAAAGUAGUGAAAUAAAUAUUUCACAUUUUCAUUUAUUUGUUAUCUAAUGUUUGUUUUAUUUCACUGCUUUUAAUUUUUCUUUUAUUUUUCUGAAACAUUUUUUUUUCUAAUUUUAGUGCUUUAACUUAUUUUAGACAUUUUAACAUUUUUUAGACACAUAACAUCAAUAUUAAAUGACAAAUAAAUUAAAAUUUGAAAUGUUUAAGUGUCUAAAAAUGUUUAAAUGUGUAAAAUAAGUUUAAGUUAAAGCACUAAAAUUUGAAAAAAAAAAACUUAUUUCAGAAAACUAAAAUAAAUUAAAAGUAGUGAAAUAAAACAAAACAAACCUAAAUAGUAAUAUUAUUUUUUAUUUUUAUAAUUAAACUUAAACAGAAAUAUAAAAAAGCUUACAAAAAGGACAAACCACAUGACAACAUUAAAUAAAAUAAAUAAAUAAUUAAAUUAAAAAACAGCACAUUUAUUAAAUAUAUAAAUAUAUAAAAUUAUACAAAAAUAAAUUCAAAAUAUAAAAAUUUUAUAAUUGUAUAUAAAUAAUACUAAAAUAACACUGGUUAAGAGCUAAAUAUAACUUUUUCAUGGAUAAAAAGUUGUCUGUUAAUAUUGUUUAAUGGACCUGAGCUUAAAUGAACUAACAUUGAACAAUAACCUGAUAUUAUGUAUUAUGUAAUGUAUUGCUCAUUGUUAAUGUUACUUAAUAACUAAUUAUGGUGAAGUGUUACUGCACACUUUUAUCCCACUAGUCUUGUGUUGAUGUCUUAUUUUUGUAAGUGUUGUGGCUAUACUUUAAUUUUUAAAUUUUUAUUUAUUUUAUUUUUUUUGUGUAAUAAUUUUUGGAAUAAUUUUUGUGUGUUUUAUCCCAGUGUAGCAUCCUGAUCCAUAUACUCCCUUUCAAAAGUUUAGGAUCCGUUAGGAGUUUGAAUGUUUUUUUUUUUAAAGAA
Messenger RNA from Labeo rohita (rohu), 6077 nucleotides. It is a transcript of the gene frmd4bb, whose product is annotated as FERM domain containing 4Bb. Gene Ontology annotation, biological process: establishment of epithelial cell polarity. The coding region runs from base 294 to 3203 and encodes 969 amino acids. The record is from RefSeq and is a predicted model, not a curated record. The transcript is spliced from 23 exons. Gene Ontology annotation, cellular component: bicellular tight junction; adherens junction; cytoskeleton. NCBI's taxonomy places the organism in Eukaryota, Metazoa, Chordata, Actinopteri, Cypriniformes, Cyprinidae.